Aspergillus welwitschiae is the source of this 236-nucleotide messenger RNA. RefSeq lists its product as uncharacterized. The transcript has a single exon. The coding region runs from base 5 to 199 and encodes 64 amino acids. The record is from RefSeq and is a predicted model, not a curated record. Lineage: Eukaryota; Fungi; Ascomycota; Eurotiomycetes; Eurotiales; Aspergillaceae.
CUGUAUGGAUGAUGGUGUCAGAUGGGCAAUGAGGCCCACCGGGAUGGGACGAGGCGCACCAUCGACGUCAACAGGGAGGGAGCAGAGGAUGGGAUGGACCAACCAGUGGACGGAAGGUUGGGCCGGUUGUCGCGGGGGAAAGGCAACUUGGGCUCUCACUGGCCACCGCGAUCAGCCGCCAGCCCGUGGAUCCUUUUAGCAGCAGCAAAAAGAGGAGCCAGCAAUGAUGAAGAUGA